Rotaria sordida is the source of this 876-nucleotide messenger RNA. The record is from the annotation of a GenBank genome assembly. Lineage: Eukaryota; Metazoa; Rotifera; Eurotatoria; Philodinida; Philodinidae.
AAAUCAUUUGAUUUGGUAUCGCAAUUUAUUAUUUUGGGAUGAGAAGACUUUUCUUAAUUAUUCCUUGAUUAUUUUUGAACUCUCGUCUCCGAUUAAAUAAGACUAAUAUUUGUUUUUUUUUUGUCGAAAGUAUUGAGUUUAUUUGAAAUGAAUUUGGUUGAAUACAGAUGACAAUUAGAAGAAUGAGUAUUUUGACAUACAUUAUUCGAUACCUCGCAUAUAUAUCUUUCGUAAACUACAAUUGAGACAAAUAAAAAUCUUGAAGAUAAGACAGAUCGAGCAACUAAUCACUAGAAAAUCUAUACUACUGAUUACGAUAUUAUAUCCUAAUCGUGUUGAAUAAAUCGGUGUACUUGAUGUUUAAUUGCAAAGCUUGUGAAUAUAUAUUAAAAGUGUUUAAUAAACUCGAAAUCAAGUUAGUAUAAUCAAUUUAACAUAAUACAUUGUCGAGUGUUAUUAACAGGAGACGAAAUCUACUAUUUUAUAUUAAGGAUAAUUAGGGAAUCAGUCUAUCUCUUGGUUAUAUUUUGCCGCUUCUUUUAUUGCUUAUGAGAAUUUGACAUUGACUUAUGUUGUUUUUUUCGGUUCUAUAAUUGCUUUACUUUGUAGACGGCUGGAAAUCGUCAAAAAUUGGAUGAUUUAGGUGAAUUAGAAGAAAUGGAAGGUCGUGAAACUAAACAACGAGCAACAUCGCAUUAUAUUCCAACGAUUUUAAAUGCGUGCAUAGAAGAAUUUGAUAUUCCACCGAGUGCAACAAAAGUUCGUCGAAGUUCAGUACGUGAACCAUUACAACAAGGAACUUAUGGAACAAUUGAUCAAGUUGCUCAACCAAUUGUUGUUGGAACUGGUGAUGAAAAUGAUUUACUUACAGAUUAA